CCUUUAGUGGUUGUAAGGGACCAUUUAAAGUAUCGAAGAUGACAAGUAUGUAUCCUGCCCUGACGGGACUCUAUCAGCUUGGUGAAACCAUUGGAUCAGGUGGUUUUGCCAAAGUAAAGAAGGCGUACCAUUUAUUGACUGGUGAAAAGGUUGCAAUCAAAAUAAUGGAUAAGAAAUCCCUUGGGGAGGACCUGCCACGAGUGAAAGUGGAGAUUGAAGCCAUGAAAAACCUCUCCCACCAGAACAUAUGCAAACUCUACCAAGUCAUUGAGACCGACAAGACAUUCUUCAUGGUGCUCGAGUAUUGCCCGGGUGGCGAAUUAUUUGACUACAUCGUUUCUAAGGACAGACUUAAGGAAGACGAGUCCAGAGUAUUCUUUAGACAGAUCGUAUCUGCUGUCGGAUAUAUCCACAAAAAGGGCUAUGCCCACCGUGAUCUAAAGCCAGAGAAUCUGUUAUUAGAUGAGGAUCAGAAUUUGAAACUGACAGACUUUGGUUUGUGCGCUCGCCCAAAGGGUGGUAUGGGCAAUCACCUCGAGACAUGCUGUGGCAGUCCAGCAUAUGCGGCACCAGAACUGAUCCUUGGCAUGCAGUAUCUUGGAAGUGAGGCUGAUGUGUGGAGCAUGGGUGUUCUACUUUACGCACUACUGUGUGGCUUUCUGCCAUUUGACGAUGACAACAUCAGAAUCUUGUAUGAUAAGAUCAAGGGUGGAAAAUACGAAACUCCCCGAUGGCUCUCCCACGAAAGUCUGAGAAUCCUACAGAAUAUGCUGCAGACAGACCCCAAGCGGAGAAUCAAAGUUAACGAACUAUGCAACCAGCCAUGGAUGAUCAAAGAUUAUGGUGUGCCUGUUGACUGUAUUAGCAAAUACAAGAAAGAUGUGAUAGACGAUGACUGUGUAACGGAAUUAGCUGUCCAUUAUGGAUAUUCCAAGACUGAGAUGGCGAAUAUGGUCAAAGAGUGGAAGUAUGACUACUUGACUGCCACUUAUUAUCUCCUCUUGGCGAAAAAGGCGAGAUCUGCUCCUGUCAGAAUAGUACAGAACAGACCACUCACAGAAAAACAACCAAUGGCAGACAAGCCGAGAAGCAAAAGUGUCGACUACGAUCCAUUCGCAUCGCCGUUCUUUGCCACAAAGAAACAACCGCCGCCAAACCACAACACUGACGAAGUCAAAUCAGCGAGGAAGAAUAUCAUGAAGGACGGUCCCGGAAAGGAGAACUUUGCUGUGCCUCAUACUCCAGUGAUGAAGACACCCAGGCCACAGCGGAACAGAUCACCAUCGGCAGGGCCGAGGACACCCCUUCCAAUGGCCUCGUUACUUACAGAUGAGAAAUAUGCUAAGACAAUGGUGACACCGGCUAAGAAGUCCGACCAGUAUGGUACCAAUACCCUCAGCCCAUCUCGAUCGUUUGACUCCCAGCUACACAAUAUGGCAUUACAGACACCUGUCAGUGCCUCAAAGAAGUGUCAAUCAAUUGACAGCCAUCUUCACACAGCUCACGACGAGCUACUCCAGACUCCGAUGAACAGGAAGAUGAGAGGUCCCAAGUUUGGUAGCCUCGAGAAGGGCAUCGAUAAGAUGAAGAAUAUAUUCACGCCGAGGAAGAGGAUGAUCGGUGAUGGGCCAAGAAAAGUCAAGGUGCUAUGUAACGUGUCUAAUACAAGUGAACACCAAGCUGAUCAUGUCCUGGAUCGGCUGAAGGCUUCCCUCGGGGACAAGCGGAUUCAUUACAAACAGAAUGGAUACCUGUUGAGGUGUACAGUCAAGGACGACUGGGGCACCAUCAAGUUGGCGUUUGACCUUGAAGUGUGUCAGGUGGCCAAGUGCGACCUGAUCGGCGUGCAGAGGAAGCGAGUCAAGGGAGACUCCUGGCAUUAUAAGCGACUGUGCGAAGAUGUCCUACAGUCGGCUAGGCUAUGAGAUGACAGGUGAUAAGAAAAAACUUGAGAAGAUCCUGUGCAUUGUUGAUGCUACAUGAAACAAACGCAAGAAAAAACAGAUGACAAAACUUGAUGCCGAAGUAAACCUGAGGAUGUGUUAGAUAAAAAUGUAACAGGGGUUCAAGUAACAAUAGUGUUACCGUCUUCGUCUUCCUUGCAAUUGCAAAGCUACCAACUGCAUUAUGUACAUUGCUACUAUGUGUUUUAUCAUAAGAUUAAAUGUAUCUCGCCGAAUGCUUCAAUAUUCAUAUGCAAUAUUUUUAUCCAUUUUAAUUUGGUAUACCACAGGCUACUUAAUGUUCAUAUGACUGUAUCUAUGUCAAGGGAUUGCUGGUUUACCCUGUAUUUCAUACUGCAAUCGACUAAAAAUUACUCACUAUGUCGAGCCGUUUUUGGUGUGUCUGUUUCGCUUAGGCCUAUUACACUUAAAAUAAGCCUUUUGCACAGGUGUCCCUCAACCGACUAAGUAGUGUCGACACUGUAUGUUUAAUAUAACUUUUAUCAAAACGUAUCUAGUUAAAGUAUUACGUUUUUGCUUUUAUCCAGCACACUUUCAGGUAUAUCUAAAAAUUUUGAUAAGAAAGCAGCAGUUUUGCUUCAAACAUGCUUGUUACCAAAUGACAGGCUUCCUGAACUUCAAAAUGUCCAUUCUGCAUUUGACAGUCUGAAGAUGUGGUUUACGAUAAUUGUGUAGGUGUUAUUCAGAAACGAUGUGAAGGACGCUUGGAAGAGCUUGUCAUGUAGCACGCUGAAAUGUCUGAUUCAUGACAAUUUCAAUGGAAGUGAUAUUUGGUUACUGUGCAUGGUUCCGUUAAUAGGUUGUUGGGUCAUAUUUUUGUUAUCUUUUGUUAAAAUCAAAGUGUAUUCUUGAAAGUCAGAACCAUGUAGUCAGACUUGAGAGGAUAGCUUACGAGUUUCACAUCAGUUGGUUCAACAAUCGAAGCAUAUAAUAAAAACUGCUGACAAGACCUUUUUAAAAAAAACCUUAUUUUGCAUGUAUGUACCGGUACUGAAUUUUCAUCAUUCUUCAGCUUUAAGAUAUUUCAAAUUCGUGGGAAAGAUUGGUAAUUAAAAAUACAUGAGAGUAGAUGACCAGUUGGAUUUUGAAAGUCACCCUGAUUUAAAAAAAAUCAUGUCAUUAUUGAUGUGAACAUCUAUCGUGGGAACUUUCUAUUUCUGCAUUCUAAAUCUUAGAUGGAGAUUCCUGUUUAAGUGGAAAAUGCUGUCAUCUGUGUCAAUUCGUUCUGGUCACUGUAUACCUGGGAACAUCUGAAGGAUUUGAAACAUGAUACCCAUACAGUAGCACUAUAAGACUUAAAAUGGCCAUUUGGUCUAAAAACAGAGUUUCUCUAACUGUUAUUUCAUGUUACAUUGGGUAAACUUAAACAAGUGACCAAUUUUUUCCUGACAAAAAUAAUGUUCAACAUUUGAAAUCAAUCAGACUGAAGGUGAAAGGAACCAUGAACUAGAAUAACAUUGGGUAGAAAAAAUAAAGGAAACAACAGAAGUCACGGAAAUAUUUUAUGCAAAUUUUUCCACCCCACGAAUAAUAUUCAUUAAUCUUGUGAGCAUUUUGCAUCAAUCUCUGCUAAUUUUUUUCCCCUGUUCUAUUAACUUAAGCCUUUUUACGUGUCGUGUUCAUGUGCCACGAAGGCGCCUGUGCGACAUUUUCGCCACACUUAAUGCGCCAAGAGAAUAUGCUUGGUUAACCGCAACUAGAGAUGUUAAUAUGUAUUAUCAAGAUUUGUCGAAAUGCUUUAAUGAUUGGUCUUUACCUUCGCGGGGCAUAAACAGGCGGGAAAUGAGAUUCAGAUGACAGCAGUUUCGAGUGUGCGUUAGGCAGUUUUACUGCGGUAAUCUUUCAGCGAUCGUCGAAAAGAGGAAACCAAUGUUUAUUCUAUGCAGUGGGAACAUCGUAAAAGCAACGCGCUGGUCAUGUUUGAAAAAUUCCAAACUUCUUGAGGUAUUGUGACGGUGUUGGUUGUUUUGUGUUGACAUGCAAGGUUGUCAUUAGUGGCUAAUAAGCUCCUCCACGGGAAUGCCAAGUGAUGUCGUAUAAAUGAAGAAUGAGAGAGCGAUGAUUGAACGAAUGAAAAAUGUAUGAAUGAUUUUGCCUGGCGGUUUGUAAUGUGGUCAUUUUGCAGCCACAUAAUGAGGCGAUUGUUGGUAAUUGGUUGAAUGUGGGAAGAUUGAUGAUGAGAUUUUGAAAAUAAUCUGAAACUGGGCGCUGUUUGUUUUUUCACCUGGGGCAUUGAAGUACAUCUUAAGAAAAAAAUCUAAUGAAAUCUGUAUUGAUGUCAUUGUUUUUUGUGGAAAGCAACCUUUCUUAAUGAGCAAAUUUGCAUGCAAUUUGAAAAUAAUGUUGGUGUAUUCAUUUUUGUAAUUUCUUUAUUUAUAAAAAGUCCAAAAUCUUUUUUACCAGUAAGUUUUUAACAUGUCAUUAAUCAUUUUAAGGAAAGAUAGACUCUCUUUGUUUUUGUGGAGACUAAGUAUCUUAAUAAUAAUCCCUCAGUCCGGAGGUUAAAUGGUGAUUUCUCCUGAGCUUGUGUAAAAUCAAUUUGAGAAAAUAUCGCCCUUCUGACGAGUUGAAAUCCGACAUCUGUACGAUCCUCCUCGGUGAACAUUUGCCGAGGCCUGCAGUUGAUUUCACACCAGCUACUAGCCAUUGUUCAACGAUGAUUGAAAUUUAAUUCAAUCACUGCUACUUCCAGCCCGCCAGAUUCUUUGUAAACCCGAAGUGCAAUUCUUACGGUUACUUUCAUUCUGGAGUGAUGUACCAAUGAUUUUAUCGACAAGAUCUGCGCUGGCCAUAUGACAGUUUCAUGUCUUCGUUUUGUUAGCAUCUUAAAUUGAGAUGAUGUGAGUUUUAGAAUUUCAAUUAGCGUCAUUUCCUUAAACUAUUUAGGAAUGAUUUCAGCACCACAGUUUUUUACUGAGAUAUUUAAAGCAGUUUGCAAGUGCUAUGUAACCUUGUUACAGUCACUUAUUAAGGUAUUCACCAGCUGGACUAGAACUGGAUCUCUUUGAAAUUAUUAUCAAUCAUAGUUUUAGAUACCAGUACUGUAUAUUUUUAUAAUCAUGUCUAAUGUAUUUUAGGAGAAGUAUAAUAUUUGUCAUAUAAUUUGUGUAAAU
Molecule: messenger RNA, 5077 nt
Organism: Lineus longissimus
Lineage: Eukaryota; Metazoa; Nemertea; Pilidiophora; Heteronemertea; Lineidae
Product: maternal embryonic leucine zipper kinase-like
Exons: 16
Coding region: 39-1925 (628 amino acids)
Biological process (GO): protein phosphorylation; intracellular signal transduction
Cellular component (GO): cytoplasm
Molecular function (GO): protein serine/threonine kinase activity; ATP binding
Source: RefSeq, a predicted model, not a curated record